CAUUAUUUUAAUUUAUGAUUAUUAAUUCACUUUUUUUGUCCGUUUAAAACUCUUCCUUUUUCUGAAUUUACUUCUUUAAAGAACUCUCUGCUUCCACGGUUCCACCUUUCACCUUCUUCUUCGUGUUUUAUUUUUUUAAAAUGGAAGAAACACUUCAUCUUAAUGGAAAGCGUGGAAAAUCUUUUACUCUCAAUCAAGAUAUAAUUAUAUGUCGUUCUUGGAUGACCAUUACCCAAGAUCCAAUUGUGGGUAAUUUGCAAUCAUCAAAUAAUUUUUGGGAUAGGGUGUUGGAUAAUUACAUGAAGAUUGGCAAUGAUCAAAGCGUACGAUCAAGAAAUUAACUUCAAUCUCGUUGGGGAAUAAUCUUAAGAAGUUGCAACAAGUUUCAUGGAUAUCUCACUCAAGUUGAAAACAGAAAACAAAGUGGAAUGACCCAAGUUGAUUUGGUGCUGCAAGCAAAAUUGUUGUAUGUGGAACUUGAGAAUAAGAAAUUUGCAUUUGAACAUUGUUGGGAAAUUUUGCAAGAAAGCAUAAAGUGGCAGGAUUCAACUUUACAGAAAAAGAAAAGUUCUUCAAUGAAUGCUACAAGUGAUUUUCAGCAUCCAUCUUGUCCUUCCGAAAUUUUAGAAAAGCCUAUUUCUCUAGACUCCAACAAUGAUGUUAAUGAAUCAAAUUCUGAAAGACCAAUUGGAAGAAAAGCUGAAAAAGAGUCUCGAAAGAAAAGUAAGGUUGUUGAUACUUCUAACUCCCGUUUAUGUGAUUUGAUGAGUGAGUUUAACAAACAAACAGUUGAGACUCAACAACGAAGAGCGUUGGCUGAAGAACGAAAACUAAAAGUAUUGGAAGAGGCCAAUGACAGAGAGCGUAAAAAGACAGAAAUAGAACUGAAAAUAAUGAUGGACAAAUAUGAAAGGGAACAACAAGAGAAAGAUGAUAAAAUUAUGAUAAUGGACACCUCUAAUAUGGAUUCUGUUACAAAAGCUUAUUAUGAGCAUCGCAAGGCUCAAAUUUUAUCCAAGCUAACUACGCCAACCAACAUCGAGUCAGACUCUUAUGCUCCUUUGCCACCUUCUCCAACACAAAAUUGGUUUUAGAUUUUUCUGUUUAAGUUGUACGUUUUUCUAUUUAAGAAUGUUAUUGUGAACGAUAAUUUAAUCGUAUUUUAUUUUUGAA
Mercurialis annua (annual mercury) is the source of this 1173-nucleotide messenger RNA. RefSeq lists its product as uncharacterized. Lineage: Eukaryota; Viridiplantae; Streptophyta; Magnoliopsida; Malpighiales; Euphorbiaceae. The transcript has 2 exons. The record is from RefSeq and is a predicted model, not a curated record. The coding region runs from base 429 to 1094 and encodes 221 amino acids.